AUGAUGUUCAAGACAGCUGCAGCUAUUUGCUCACUGCUUCCCUCCUUGGCACUAGCUCAGUACGGCUACAACCCUCCCGCGGGGAACUCAUCCCCCACGACCUCUUCAGCAGCAGCGGCGGCAGCAGUACCCUCUGCACCCGCCAACACCGAUGGUCACAUUAAUGUCGAUGUAGCAGCUGGUGGACAAUUCGUCUUCAGCCCGGCAAACAUCACUGCGCCUAACAACACGGUGGUGACUUUCUUCUUCCCUAACGCCGGAAUUACACACUCCGUCACUCAAUCGUCCUUCGCAGCCCCGUGUACUUACCUUGCCGCAUCAUCAAACAACUCGGCUGGAUUCGACUCCGGCCUCACCGCUGGGACACAGUUCAGCAUCACCAUCACUGAUGAUACGAAACCAAUCUGGUUCCAUUGCAAGCAGAUAACGCACUGCGGCAUUGGUAUGGUUGGCUCCAUCAAUGCCCCAACAACUGGCAACACCCAUGCCAACUUCGUCGCGGCAGCUAUGGCCAUUGGUGCUGCUGGUGAACCAACUGAGGCAGAUAACGGCCCUACAACUGGUGGCUUCGGCGCUCUUGCGACUGCACCACCCACGUCAGGCACUGCAGCUCCAACGUCCGGUGGCAGCGGUGGCAGCGGCAACGGCGCUCUCCAAACCGGAAUGAGCAUGGCCGCUGUAUUGGCGGGUGUCGCCGCUGCCGUCUCCUUCGCCUGA
This is a messenger RNA of Pleurotus ostreatus (oyster mushroom), 717 nucleotides long. RefSeq lists its product as uncharacterized. Gene Ontology annotation, molecular function: copper ion binding; electron transfer activity. The record is from RefSeq and is a predicted model, not a curated record. Bases 1 to 717 code for a protein of 238 amino acids. The transcript has 6 exons. NCBI's taxonomy places the organism in Eukaryota, Fungi, Basidiomycota, Agaricomycetes, Agaricales, Pleurotaceae.